GACGGCCGCGCAGAACAAAGCGGUGGCAGCAGCAGCAGCAGCCCCAAGCCACCCCCAACCAAAAGCGAACCCCCUUUUAUGUUUACCCGGCGCUUCGUUUCGUUUUAAAGACAAAAAAACAAGGAAAGAUAAACGACGGUGCGAUUCAUGGAGCGAGGAGCGUCCUCGCUGGCCGCCUACGUUGUUUUUGUUGUUGUUGUUGCUGCUGCUGCUCCGAGUAGGGCGCGAUUAUAUUUUUUGUAACAAGAGGCUACGGAGAGGCGGACACUGUAAUUGUUUAUUCGUGUUUCGCUCCGUUGUAUUAUAGUGAGGCCUUUUUUUUUAAAGAGCUGUUUCGUUAGUAUUACUUGAAUUUAUCGUAGUUUAUUUUUUUUGUUCAACGUUUACUUAAUCGUCUUUUUUUUUGUUCCACCACGAAGUGUUUCUCCGCUGGGACAGGGCGCGCUGUUUACCGCGCACAACGGGGACUGCUCGGGCCAAAGCCGGCGAUGAGACUAGGCGAGACCGAGGCUUUGUUCGUAUACCGACAAACCAGCUAGGCCGCACCGUCCGCGCUUGUUCGCUAAACACUGACAUAAUACAUAGGCAGAAAACUUCGCACGUCUCUACACAAACAUUGAAUCCAGUCGGGAGCAAGGAAACGUAGCGGACAAAGUCUCCGCUGCCCUCGGUUAGAGCAGCAGUAAGUGUGCAGUAUAAUGCCUCGGCAGGCGAGCCAUGGGGGCCAGUAUUACUACAGAGCGUACCGGGGCCCCGAGGUGAGCUGCUGGACCAAGUACUUCUUGUUCGGCUUCAACAUCAUCUUCUGGUUGGUUGGUGCGGCAUUUCUUGCAAUAGGACUAUGGGCAUGGGCGGAAAAGGGAGUCCUAUCAAACCUUUCUUCGAUUACGGACCUAAAAGGAUUUGACCCAGUGUGGUUGUUCAUCGUGGUUGGCACCGUAAUGUUCAUCUUGGGCUUUGCUGGCUGCAUUGGUGCCCUAAGGGAGAAUACCUACCUCCUCAAAUUCUUUUCCACAUUUUUGGGGCUGAUCUUUUUCCUGGAGCUCACCGCCGGAGUGCUCGCCUUCGUCUUUAAAGACUGGCUUCGUGACCAACUGAACUUUUUCAUCUACAACAACGUGAAGGCCUACCGUGAUGACAUUGACCUGCAAAACCUCAUUGACUUUGCACAAGAUUACUGGCAGUGCUGCGGUGCCCAUGGUCCUCUCGACUGGGAUGAGAACAUCUACUUCAACUGUAGUAUCAAAAACCGCAGCCGGGAAAAGUGCGGUGUUCCCUUUUCCUGUUGCGUCAAAGACCCUGCGGAAGAUGUUGUGAACACUCAGUGUGGAUAUGACGUAAGGUUAAAAGCGGAACUGGAACAGCAAAGUUACAUUUAUACAAAAGGGUGUGUGACCCAGUUUGAGAAGUGGCUGCAAAACAAUCUGAUAUUGGUGGCAGGGAUAUUCAUCGGCAUUGCACUUGUACAGAUAUUUGGGAUAUGUUUGGCACAGAAUUUAGUAGGGGAUGUUGAAGCAGUGAAAGCCAAUUGGUGAGUCGACAAACAGCUGUGGGCCUUCAGUACCUGCUCGUAUAGCCCUGCAUCUUGGCCAGCAUGGGUUGGUGUGUCUGCAGUUAGUAUAUUCCGAAGCCUGCAAUACACAACAAAUCAGAUUUACAUUUUUAUUAGAUUACUCUCAGAUCACCUUUUUUGUUUUUCUUUUUCUAACUUGUUAAAUAAACCCUAUUUUUCAGACUUUGUAAAUGUAUGUUUGUUCAACAUCAUUGAGUCCCAAUUGACUUGUUUGACUUUAUACUACACACACACUUUUAAAAUUACCCAUUAUUGUUAUUAGUUGUAUGAGCAUUUUGUUUUGGGCAAUGCAGUUUGAAUGGACUUGCCGCAGUUCUGAAUAAAGGCUCUAUAGGUGGACAUUGAUUUGAGGAUGUAAUGGGUGGUUGUUAAUUGCUAAAGAAUAUUUACAUUCCUGAACAGUUAGUCAACCUAUUUAAUUUCUUUUAACAAUUUACCAUUAUACAAGUAUCUUCCUGAUUUUGUAAAAAAAAAAAAAUCUUUAUUGUACUUUCCCUAAGACAAAUUCAGAACUGUUUUGUUGCCAUAUUGCAUCACAUGCACAAUAUACAAUUGAUGAUUCUCCAUCAAGCCACAAUGGGUGUAUACAUUUACUUAUUUUAGACCACUUUUUCCCAAUCGGUGAAGAUGGCAUCUUUUUUCUUUGCCACUGAAUGCUUUUUUUUAUUGUUUUUAUCUUUUUCUUGAAUGUAGUGGCAUACCUCAGUAAACUACAUAAGCAGUUGUUAAUGAGCUUUAUUUGAUUGGCUUAUGUAACAGCUACAUUUAGCUUUCAUGUAGUAGUUUGUUCACUAGCUAUAGCACUCUUUUGUCUUUUGUUAGAUAUGUUGAACAAUAUUUGCCAUUCAUCCACUAACUCACUCUUGUCAAGCAUUUUAACAGCAGUGGAAUGUGUUCUUUAAAUGCAAGCUGCAGUGCAGCAGAUUUCACUAUUGAAUGCAUCACCACCUUCUAGUAUUAAACCGUCAGUAGAUUUAUUACUCUUCGGCCCAGUUUGCUAUAAUUUUAAACUACCACUAAGUAGCAGUGCUUUUAAUUUAUCCGUUGUAAGUACGUGUUACAUAGUAUAUUGCUGAACAGGAGUCCUGUGUAGUAUUGCUUAAAACAUCUACAGCAAGCCCUUAAAGAUUUACAAAACAAGUCAGUGCACCCAGAGAUAUUCAAUCUCUAGCAUGCUUUUAUUAUAGGAUGCAUGCAAACAAAGUGUAUUAAAUUUUAGUGUUGCAAGUUUUUUUUAUUUAUCACAUUGUAAUCUUCUUUUCUUUAGUUUGCACUGAAGUUGCUAAUGUCUAGAUAUGAAAAAUGAAAUAAAAAAACAUUUAAAAAGUUGUAACUACUGUAAUGAUUGCCGGAAUAAGUGAAGCCGCCACAAAGCAGGAGAGAAAAACACAUGGCGAAAGAAAGUUCCGCUAAGUAUCCACGCACUUGUUGUUGUUCUUCCAAAAAUGUGCUUAGCUUUAGACCCAAAACUUAUAAUUUGUAUUAAAUUUUUAGAAUAUUUUUCAUCUACAAGAUCUUUGGCACUCAUGUACAGUUGGGUUUGUCUGGUGUAUCAACUGUUGAAAGCCAGUGAAGAGGUUAAUAACUAUUAAGUGUACAGGCGGUGAAGUUGUGUGAAGUUUAUGCCAUUACUUUUAGAUGCAGGUCUGUCCAGUGUGACUGUUGUUCUGAUUUCUGCGCGGUAAUGAUUUAAAGAUGCAUAGCUGUUUUACUGUACUGUAAAUAUGAAUCGCUUUUCCUGUAUGUGAUCAGAUUGGAAAGCAUUUUGUUAGGCUUUUUGAAAUACAAAAUAAAGGAAAAAAACACCCCUUCUUGUAAACUUUUUUAAAACCUUGUGAAAAAAAUGGCCCACCUACAGUACAAGACAUGUCUGAUGUAACAUUUUCAGUGUUUGUAUGACUCCAACAGUGUGUGGAAAUAAAAUGCACUGCGCUCUUAA
Molecule: messenger RNA, 3512 nt
Organism: Lethenteron reissneri (Far Eastern brook lamprey)
Lineage: Eukaryota; Metazoa; Chordata; Hyperoartia; Petromyzontiformes; Petromyzontidae
Product: tetraspanin-5-like
Cellular component (GO): plasma membrane
Source: RefSeq, a predicted model, not a curated record